Fusarium vanettenii 77-13-4 is the source of this 2469-nucleotide messenger RNA. RefSeq lists its product as uncharacterized. The record is from RefSeq and is a predicted model, not a curated record. Bases 1 to 2469 code for a protein of 822 amino acids. The transcript is spliced from 10 exons. Gene Ontology annotation, cellular component: nucleus. Gene Ontology annotation, molecular function: RNA binding. NCBI's taxonomy places the organism in Eukaryota, Fungi, Ascomycota, Sordariomycetes, Hypocreales, Nectriaceae.
AUGGAUGAUACCGAACGCCGAACGGUGAAGCGCUCGCGCUUCGACCAGACCGAACCAGAACCCAAGAGGGCCUCGCGAUUCGACCGUCGCUCUCGAUCUCCUCCGGCGCGUCGAACUGAGCCCGGCAGGGACCGUAGUCCCCUCGGAAAUGAUGGAGGUUCUGAUCCUAAAAAGUCACCUGGCGAUGCCGCCGCCGCUGCUGCUGCCGCUGCGGCUAGAAUCAAUGCGCAGCUCCAAGCUCGCAAAGGAAUCCAACACGUCGAUGUCCCUCCGAUCAAGCCCGCCGAAUCCUCCCCUGCUGCUCCCGCGCCGACUUCGCAAAGCUCCUCAAAGACAGCCCCUGCGCUCAACGGGGAGAUGUAUGUCGCAGAUGGCGACUAUAUCCAGGAUAUUGAAGUGAACGACUUGAGGAACCGCUACCUCCUCACCAAGGGGUCUACGCAGAAAAUGAUUAAAGACGACACCGGCGCUGAUGUCACCACUCGCGGCAAUUACUAUCCUAAUAAGAGCAUGGCCACAGCUGCUAACCCUCCGCUUUACCUCCACGUCACAAGCACAUCCAAGCAAGGCUUGGAGUCUGCUGUCGCCAAAAUCAAUGAGCUAAUUCAGCAGGAACUACCCCAGCUCGUCGAUGAGCGACGUUUCCGCCGACGAGACCAGGAGCAAGUCGAACGAGACGAAUUUGGACGACGCAAAUGGCCCGAGGAGAAGAUCCCCAUCACCCUAGAGCCCGUUCAUGGAUUCAACCUUCGCGCUCAGGUUGUUGGACAUGGCGGUGCCUAUGUCAAGCACAUCCAGCAAGAGACUGGUUGUCGUGUGCAGAUCAAGGGCCGAGGAUCCGGCUACUUGGAAGCAGCCACGAAUAGAGAAAGUGACGAGGACAUGUUCCUCCACGUCACCGGACCUGAUGCCAACAUGGUUGAAAAGGCUAAGGAGCUCUGCGAGGAUCUGAUCGCCAACGUCAAGGAGCAGUAUGAAGAAUUCAAGACCCGCCCCCCUCGCUAUGGAGGUGACCGCUAUGGAGGUGAUCGUAAUCAUUCUCAUGGCGGCUCUCACGGAGGUUCCCAUAACUCCUAUGGCGGCUCUCAUGGUGGCAGCGGCGGCUAUGGUGGUUACGGCUCUGGCUCUGGCGGUGCUUCCAACAAUAGCCCGGCACCUCCUGGUGUCAACAGCCCUACCAAUGCCGCCGAUUACGCUGCUCAGUACGCCCAGUACUAUGGAGGAGCAGACCCCUAUGCAGCCUAUGGCGGAUAUGCUAACUAUGUCGCCAUGUAUCAGCAGUACUAUGGAGCCCAGGCACAAGCCCAAACACAGGGCCAGGGCUCUCCUGCAGGCGCUCCUGGGCAAUCGGCUUCACCGCCUCCUCCGCCCCCGAGUGAGGCAGCUCCUCCGCCGCCUCCGCCGCCCAGCUCGGCGCCUCCACCACCUCCACCCUCCGGGUCUCCCCCUGCGGCUGGAGGGAGCUACGGCGCGGUAUUCGCUUUAGAGCUGCAACAUGGCAAGAUGAGCCAUCAGCGAUACCCCUCCCACGAUCCCGUCAAGGAACCUCAUUCCAUCUCCCUCAAGGUCCUCCGACUAUCACGCCCUUCGCUCGUCACUCAGUAUCCCAUAGACCCUCCCUCCUCGAUAGGCGCGACCAUCAAGCCAGCCCCAGCUCCGGCAUCGCUUGCUUACCGCUCCGAAACUACAUCGAACCCAUCACCGUUCCUCCUCAGCCCCAUCGUCAACCUCCCCGUGUCGUUCGGCUCGGCAUACGUUGGCGAGACGUUUAGCUGCACGCUUUGCGCCAACAAUGACCUCCUGCCGGACGUACCCAAGAACAUCCGCGAUGUGCGCAUUGAUGCCGAGAUGAAGACGCCCGGCCUAGGUGCCGUCCAGCGCCUCGAGCUCGGUCCGCCCACCGACAAACCCGAGGCGGACCUUGACUCUGGCGGCACACUGCAGAGGGUCGUCUCAUUCGACCUCAAGGAGGAGGGCAACCACGUUCUGGCGGUGACGGUCAGCUACUACGAGGCGACUGAGACGAGUGGGCGCACAAGGACGUUCCGCAAGCUCUAUCAGUUCAUCUGCAAGGCGUCACUGAUUGUGCGCACAAAGGUCGGACCUCUCAAGGCUGCGGCCGGCGACGGACAGCCGCGGCGGUGGGCGCUUGAAGCACAGCUGGAGAACUGCAGCGAGGACGUGGUGCAGCUGGAAAAGGUGGUGCUGGAUACAGAGCCCGGACUGCGGUACCGCGACUGCAACUGGGAGGCGAGCGGGAGCACCAAGCCGGUGCUGCACCCGGGCGAGGUGGAGCAGGUGUGUUUCGUGGUGGAGGACAGCAGCGGCACCGGGACGCCGGGAGGCGACGUUGAAGUGACACCCGACGGGAGGAUCAUAUUUGGGUCACUGGGCAUUGGCUGGAGGGGCGAGAUGGGUAACCGAGGAUUCCUGUCAACCGGCAAGCUGGGCACGCGAGUGGCACGGUGA